Molecule: messenger RNA, 4807 nt
Organism: Amoebophrya sp. A120
Lineage: Eukaryota; Dinophyceae; Syndiniales; Amoebophryaceae
Source: the annotation of a GenBank genome assembly
UUUUUUACCGAAAGUAUAAGUGUAAGGCCAAAUUUCGUCAAAUCCUAAGAAGCGUAGCUUCCAAAAAUCUUCAAAGAAAAUUGACCGCAGCUUCGACAUUCUUUCACAUAAUUCUCUCUCGAUUUUUUACCGAAAAUCCUUCACAAGAACAGCUCUCUUCAUCUCUACUAGUUGUAAGUAUUGCAAUGAAGAUUUCUGCUAAAAAUCUAACCGCUUCCCCGAUCCGGAAGAUGGUUUAUUCUCAGUCUGCGGUGCCGCUGCUUAGCGUAGUCGCAGCACUUAUGGAUGUGUCAGAGUUGAAAUCGACAAAGUUGAGAUGAUUUGCCAUGCAUAAAAUGCGACACAAAGACUGACUCUAUUGCUGAAGGCGCAAGGGAGGCAGAUUCUAGUGCUGGUAAGGGUCAAGAAUUGGGCUGCUGACUAGCAUGACAGGGAGCAGCAGUCUUGCCCUAAACAGCAUGACAGACUUGCUUCAGAGGCCAGGAAAAUUUGUCAUGCGCCGAUUGGAAACUGUGGGUCCAACUCACUGGUAUAGAUUUUAUGCAUCACAAAUUAUUUCAACUUUGUUAAUUUCAAUCCUGACAGUUCCAUAGCACUCGCUGCCAGCUGCCCGUGGUCUGCAGGAGCUGUAAAGUCUGAGCCCGAAAUUGCCGUUCUAUUGCGUAGUUAUCGUGAUGCAGAAGUACAGCAGCAGCGUCAAGCAGCCGUGCGCACGACGAGGUCGCAAGAAAUUAAAAUAGACGCUCAGGCAGGCUGGGCUGUUGAUAACGGUAUCCGGUUUGCAAGGGAGAAUGUGUGCGGUACCGAGCGAGAUCUUUUGGAAUUUCUUACCAGCGGUGACGCGGCCACAGUAGAUGUUGACCAACGUACGACUCAAGAGCUACAACAGGAGCUGCUCAUGCGACGUCUGGUGGCUGUUCAUAUCACUUCCAAGCGGCGUGUGGGAAAUAAGCUGGAUCGCCACCCCCGGCUUUCACGGCAGGACCCGGACUUUGUGCCUUUUUCGUCUCGCAGCCCGGAGGAGCAGUUUCUAACCCGAAAGGAGAUUUUGACCUUCUUUCGGCGCGCGUACGAGAACCGAGAGCUUUACUGCAAUCAACUUCACCGCGAAGAUAUGAAGAAUUAUGCGGAACAGCAGGGACCACGACAUCAAAUCUUGCUCUCUUACUCUCGCGAAUUUUUGAAAAAACUGAGCCAACAUCAUACCCUGUCGCCUUCUAUUUUGCUGGAACAAUACGGAACCACCGUUGCGGAUCACCUCUGCGGCUCUCUUCGUAGCGUGAAGGAAGUCUUCCGGCAAGGAGACGCAAACGGGCAGUUUCGCUCGGAUUCAUUCAUCAUGAACGGGCAGCUGCGGGUGUCGCCCGCCCAUCGGCAGCUGGAGGCCUGGAGGCGGAGCUUCGCAGCUCCAGCGUGCGGUGGUGCUUCCGUUCCUUCAAGUAGCGGAGCGAGGGAUAUUAAAGAAGGUCAAGAACCAGUGGCACAGCCGGAGUUCCUCCCGGGUGGUAUGCAGCAUCUGGCGGCGGGGGUGCUGCUGUCAGUAGAACUAGAAGAUGAAAAUCGAUAUAAUAUCGCCGACCUGUUGUGGCGCCGAAUCGAGGCGGAAUUUAGCGAAGACGUUUCAACAAAAACCCCCCGGGCAGCUCUGCGAAGCCAAACGCAGGUCCAGGCUGGACAAGAAGUCGAAGAUCGUGAUCCGUUGGUGACGGGCCGCGGCGGGGGCGCUCGUGGUUCGACAUCCCCUCGUGUUAAUAAAAAUCCAACUCCUGCUACCGAAUCUCCUCUGGCGGCGGACCGGGGGAAAAAGGAAGUUCUUGAGCUUGACGGACGCCGGGAGGAAAGUGCCUCUCAGACGAACCACGCAAGGUAUACAACCCCACCACCGACGAAAAGAUAUUUCGAUGAUCAUUCGCCAUUGCCGGCGUUGUUUGGAGACACGCCAGACGGUUUUAACAGUCCACUUCUACAUAAUCCUAAUCGAGUUCGCGAGCUGGUCCGCGACACUGAACGAACGCCGCCAUUCGGACAAGACCAAGGUCCACAAUUCACGCCAUUUCAUACACACACACAAGGUCUGGAACCGCUCCAGCGGCGAGGGCCCUACGGGGGAGGACAUCAACGGACCCACAGCCGGCCGAGCAGAGUACUGCGGAACGGCGAGUUGGUGGAGAAAACGCCGGGGUCGGAAAGUAAUUACCUUGUUGGCCGCUAUGAUACCGGAACAGCCUCUGUGUCUGUGCCACAUUUUCCGGCGCAUUUGACUGAAGCAGGAGCGACUGCUAGUACGGCCAUUCCAGCGCCCAAUUGUGCAGUGCCAACGGCUCGUCCUGGCUGUACUCUGGUUCACGGGGGGUCGGUUCCGCCUAUAUAUCCCCCGGGUCGUGUCUUCUUACCGCAUCAGCCUGGCAGGAUCAAUAAAGGUUCAGAAGGUCCAAAUUCUGGCGUCACAAGCGCUUCGACCACAAUAGAUUUCUCGAGGACCCCCGUGGAGUCUGGCAGCAAUUCGGCAGCCCGGCGCACCAGCCUCGGUCGAAGCGAGUCUUCCACGGACCGGAACGAUACGAGUGUUGUGAGGGUCGUGAGGCUGAGUGACUACUUAGAUUUAGAAGGUCCUGACAAAAACACGAUUGCACGUAGGCGCUCUUCCGAUUCUUCUGGCCUUUUUGGCGCGCCUGCCCGGCACCAGGAGCAGCAGCAGGACUUCUUUAUUUCCGACUCAACACCUCCUUGCAACGGUACAGGUGCUGCCGAGCAGCACCAACAAGAAGAGCAGCGGGCCUUUCUGGAAAGAAGAAAACAAACGAUGGCGUAUCUCUCCGGGGUAUGCAAUGCAAAUAUGUCUGGGUCUGGAAACUUCUAGUACUUUCCUCGCUGUUGAUACCUGGAUUGCAGCACAGUGGCCGCCUGUACGGCAUGACUGCAUCCGCAUCUUCAAAAGUUGCUCUGCGAGGCUUAUUGCAGAUUCAUUCGUAAAACGCAUCACAAACUGGCUUCAUGUUCAUCCAGCACGGCAAAAUAAAAAUAUGUGCUGGAGGCCAACUAUCGUAGUCGAGUCGUACUUACGCAUUAAUACAGAUCUUGGUGUCUUCCAGAUGAUCCGAUAAAUCCAGACCCAAAGAACAUAUUUCCAAUGCAUAAAGGGACCGUAACUACAAUGGAUGGACGCCGGGAGGAUAUCCUUCGCGGGAGUUCUUCGCCCAGGGGCGCAACAAUAUUAGUGCAAAACCGAAACCGGGAAUACAGAAAGACGAAACGCAGUGUCGUGACGCUACGAUGGCGCAGCAGGAGCAGGGAGCAGCAGCAGCAGCAGCACGGGAGCAGAGCCAAAGCAGCUCAAGCUUUAUCCAUCGCCCGGCUCAAGAUCCAGAAGCCCAAGGAACAGGUACAGGGUGCAUCAGCAGUGGGGGAGCUGCGAGCAGCAGUGGCGAUCAAAAUCAACUACAUGGCGUGCGCCUAAGAACCACCCCACCUACUCCGCGAGGAAGGUCGGCAAGCAGAAAUUCGCCUUGCAGAACAAGCUCCUCUUCUCGACGAUCUCGCUCUUCGAGUAGGAAAUCCAGAGGAAGAAAAAACUCUGCUUCGCGUAGCAGAACUUCUUCCAGAAGUGUAGUCGGGGAUGCAGAUGGACGAGAUCAACAUACUGAAGAACAAGCUCUGGUUGCUGUUGCACGGGCAGCGCAACAGGAACUUUUUCGAGCUGUUCGUGGUCAGGGCCAAGUAUUAGUAGUACUAGAUGACCUACCCGAUCUGCUGGAAGUACCACUAGAUGAGUUAACCGCUGCACCGGGGCCUCCAGUUCCCUCACACGACGUCCGCAACACGACGUCCGCAACUGCGGGCUCAAUGCUUGAAGAAGUAGAAGUAGAUGCUGCCGCACAAGAAGCCGAGCAUCAGCGGACCACGCAAGAGAUGCAUAGUGAUUUUCUUACGGUUUCCCCCGUUGAUGCUUCACGACCGAGCUCGUCCCACGUCCCACAUGCAGAGCCCUGUGUGGCUGGGCACUGCCCCGGAGGUGCAGAACACGAAGGCCGACAGUCAGUCGCAACUCGGGUGACGAAUGUUGUCAAGGAGCUUCAGGACAUCUCAUGUCCCCAGCAAUAAUUGCAGGGGGGUUAUUUCGUUUCGAGGACAGCGAGGGGACGCAAAUUAUAGGCAGACAGCCGCCGCUGCAACUCUUUACAGACGAUGAUGACAGGAUUUCUUUCAAGGAAUGCGAAUUUCGUUCCGACCGUUGAAGAAAAGCUAUAGAUACUUACAACGAAACAAGUACAACAACGAAGUUGUAACAAUCCAGGAUAUAAUAAUUUUAGAAAGUUGAGAUGAAGCUGACUGUACACCAUCGUGAUCCACUUACUUACUAAAAACUGGGCCAUACCAUUUCCAUUUGGAUCUCCUUCACGUAUAUUUCAAAUGCGGUGCGCCGCCACGGUAUCGCGGUAAGCGUAAGCGUAAGUACUAUUUCAUACAUUGACUAUGGGCCAGUUGUGACAGUAGCAGUGAAGGUAGAUCGAAAGAUGAGCAUAGCGUCACGAUUUCUCCAGGAGCCCUCACAACAUACUUACAAAAAACACAUUACAUCUGUUGCUCGCGCGGCGGCACCAUCGUCCCAUGACCGAACUGAUAUUGAAGCUCUUGAACAGCUUUCAUUCAAUCUUUUUCUACUAUACCUUUUCCGAGAUGGACUACAGCACAUUUUUUCUCACUACUACUUCCCACUUCCACUUCCUCAUGUACUUAAUCCUAUUUUUACAACAUCUUUUUUUUUCCCCUAUUCACAUAGGAAAUGUGGAUUUUGGCAAGCGGGAGC